Molecule: messenger RNA, 1461 nt
Organism: Triticum turgidum subsp. durum (durum wheat)
Lineage: Eukaryota; Viridiplantae; Streptophyta; Magnoliopsida; Poales; Poaceae
Source: the annotation of a GenBank genome assembly
AUGGGUUCGAUGGGGCCCGCCGCCGGGAAGCCGCACGCGGUGUGCCUGCCGUACCCGGCGCAGGGGCACAUCACCCCGAUGCUCAACGUCGCCAAGCUGCUCCACGCCCGGGGCUUCCACGUCACCUUCGUCAACACCGAGUACAACCACGCGCGUCUCGUCCGCUCCCGCGGCCUCGCCGCCGUGGCCGGCCUCCCGGGCUUCCGCUUCGCCACCAUCCCCGACGGCCUGCCGCCGUCCGACGACGACGACGUCACGCAGGACAUCCCGGCGCUCUGCAAGUCCACCACGGAGACCUGCCUCGGGCCCUUCCGCAGCCUUCUCGCCCGGCUCAACGACCCCGCCGCGGGCCACCCGCUGGUCACCUGCGUCGUCUCCGACGUCGUCAUGGGCUUCUCCAUGGAGGCUGCCAACGAGCUCGGCCUCACCUACGUCCAGCUCUGGACCGCCAGCGCCAUCAGCUACCUCGGGUACCGCCACUACCGCCUCCUCAUCGGCCGGGGCAUCGUCCCACUCAAAGGUACAUAUGCCGAGCAGCUGACGAACGGAUACCUUGACAUGCCGGUGGAAGACGUGCCUGGCCUGAGGAGCAUGAGGCUCAGGGACUUCCCGUCCUUCAUACGCACCACUGACCCGGACGAGUACAUAGUGCACUACGUCCUAAGGGAGACGGAGCGCACGGCCGGCGCGUCUGCCGUCAUCCUCAACAGCUUCGCCGACCUGGAGGGCGAGUCGGUGGAGGCCAUGGAGGCGCUCGGCCUGCCCAAGGUGUAUACGCUCGGCCCUCUCCCGCUGCUGGCGCGCGAGGAGCCGCCCACGCCGCGCUCCGCCAUCAACCUCAGCCUGUGGAAGGAGCAGGAGGAGUGCCUGCAGUGGCUGGAAGGCAGGGAGCCCGGCUCCGUCGUGUACGUCAACUUCGGCAGCAUCACCGUCAUGACCAGCGCGCAGAUGGUGGAGUUCGCGUGGGGGCUGGCGCAGAGCGGGAAGCAGUUCAUGUGGAUCGUCCGCCGAGACCUGGUGAGAGGCGACGCCGCCGUGCUCCCCGAGGAGUUCCUGGCCGAGACGGCGGGGCGCGGGCUCAUGGCGUCCUGGUGCCCGCAGCCGGAGGUGCUGGACCACCCCGCCGUGGGCGCCUUCCUAACGCACAGCGGCUGGAACUCGGCCCUGGAGAGCUUGUGCGGCGGCGUGCCAGUGAUCAGCUGGCCUUUCUUCGCCGACCAGCAGACCAACUGCAGGUACCAGUGCAACGAGUGGGGCGUCGGCAUGGAGAUCGAUAGCAACGUCCGGCGCGAUGCCGUCGCGGGACUUAUCACGGAGAUCAUGGAAGGGGAGAAGGGGAAGGGGAUGAGGAAGAGAGCGGCGCAGUGGAAGGACAGCGCGGUCAAGGCGGCCAUGCCUGGCGGCUCGUCUCACCGCAACUUCGACGGGCUGGUCCGCGACGUGCUCCUGCCCAAGAACUAG